Molecule: messenger RNA, 2849 nt
Organism: Paramuricea clavata
Lineage: Eukaryota; Metazoa; Cnidaria; Anthozoa; Malacalcyonacea; Plexauridae
Source: the annotation of a GenBank genome assembly
AUGGUAUAAGAUUGUUAUUUUAUAUACACUAUAAAUUUGAUAUAUUAUAAAGUCUACUACAAGUCGAUUAUACUUGUCCCACCCUCCCAGAGGAGAAAAAUUUUAAAUGUGUGUUUAUAUUCGUUGUCCAAUCAGGUUUGAGUGUAUUUUGAGUUGUUCAACGAUUUCCGGUUUUUGUCCAGCAAACCGGAUACGCGGAUAUAUUUUGGCCAAAUUCCGUCAAUUCCUUCACGGAUUUUAGAGCGAAUUUAAGUUCUUCGAUUAAAGCAUCGUUGUUUUGAGAGUUGUACGGUAUCAUUCUUGCAGGGGAUAUCGAUUAAUCUUGAAAGAAAUGCAUUUAAAGGCGAAAAAUCGUCGAUAGUUUCGUGUGACAUACACCAAGUCUGGUCGCAAUGUUUCCGUCCUUCCCUUAUUAUAAGGAAGUCACAGGCGGGCGCGGACAAAUAAAGAUGGGUCUCCUGUGAUAAAUUAUAUAAAUUUCCAAGCGAUAAUUUUCAUCUACAAGACCCUUCAACUAUUACUGGAUUGAGAGACAUGACAACAGAAUUUCGAUAUUUACCCAAAAAGAUAAAACAUGGCAGGACCCGAUUUAUAUAUACAUGAUGAACUUGUGGUCGACGGACUCGACAACUGGCCUCUGUAGCUGAGUUGGUUGGAGCGCUCCACCAGAAUCGCAGGGUCGCAGGUUCAAUUCCUGCCAGGAACCUGCAGUUACAUUUAUCACAGCUGUUCCUCGUUAGGUCUAUAACUGCAGUAUAUAAUUUUUCACUCGAUAAUUCCCAUCUACAAAACCCUUUAACUGUGCCAUCUAUCACUAUCUGAAACUCAAUGAAUAAUUUUUCUUGCUUCAACUGUAGGUUGGACCACCGUUAAAGAAUUUUGCCGAGGACAAGCGUUUUUUCCUCGGAAGUGGAUCUUUUGGCACGUGUGUUUAUGCCGGCAUCUUGGAAGAUGGCAGUGAAGUGGCUGUGAAGAGAAUGGUGAUACAAGUGUGUGAAGGCGCGGCUGAAAAUGAGAAAAAAAUUUUAAGUCUGAUUGAGACGAAGAAAUCACCAUUUAUAGUGAGUUAUCGCAAUUUUGUGAAGGACAAUAGAUUCAUGUACCUGAUUGUUGAUAUCUGUGAAGAAACAUUGGAUGAACAUGUGCAUUCUCAAAAUAUUGACUAUCUACGAAUACACGGUCGAAGAAUGAUCAGAGAAAUGUUAACUGGACUUAAAUUUCUUCAUGAUCAAGGAAUUUUGCACAGAGAUCUCAAACCAUCAAAUAUCCUGGUUGAUGUCGAGGGUCACAUGAGAUUGGCAGAUUUUGGAAUAAGUCGUGUUCUAAAGGAAGACGAAACCACUGUUUAUACUGAUGAGAAAGGAACGGAAGGCUGGAUGGCUGUUGAAGUUAUACAGACUAUAGAACAAAUAGGAAAAGGACGUUUCAAAAAGAAAUUUGAUAUUCAAUCUGCAGGAAUGAUUGCUUUCUUCAUUUUAACCAGAGGUGGACAUCCCUUUGGUUGCACUAAGUACGAACGUAUGGCAAAUAUUGUGGCUGGAAAUCCAGUUAACUUGGUCAACCUUGAUGAUCUUGAUGCUCGACAGUUUGUUUCGUGGUUGAUCAGUCAUACGAUUCGUGAUAGGCCAUAUGCUGAUGAAGCAUUGUUAGACCCUUUUAUGGAUAAUAUAGAUUAUGAAGAGGAAUCUAGGCCUACAAGUAUAUUAUUUCUGGAAGAAUAUCACAAUUAGAUGAAUUAACAAAUUGUGAAAACAUUGACAACGCAAAUGCAAUUUAGAGAGCUCUUGUUAAUAUUUGAAGUUAGGGUUACACGUACGAUUUCUUUACAAAAUUUAGCGCUCUUAAUUUUAGACACAAGUUUUUAAACGUUUGAUCACUGUGAAGUGUGGUCGGAUCGUUAGAAACAAAAAUAUUUUGUCAAUACAGACUGCCUAUAAAGAGUAUUUUACUACAUCCCGGGCGUUCUUUGUCAGUGCCCGCUUUAGUAUAACUACAUCUCCUAUUUACUAUAAUUUUUUUCAAUUGUAUUCAGCGAGAUUACCGGUAGCGUAUUCGUUAAAGACGUUGCGUGCAUGCGAAGUGAAACGAGAUCCGGGUCUGUACACUUCUGAAACGAAAAGCCGGGUUAGUUUUUGCAUGACUUUGAAAUUUCGACUUUUUUCAUUUCUCGAAUUGUUUAUUAGACAUUUACUGGUUAGGGUUAGGGUUAGGAAUUAGGGAAAGGUUUGGGGUUGGGAUCAGUUUAUUUUAGAAAAUUCAACUUUACAUAUAGGCACUGACAAAGAACGCCCCGCGCCCGGGAUGUAGUAAAAUCCGCCUAAGGGCCUGUUUAUAUGGAAGCCGGGCUGGCCCGCUAAGCGAGACAGCCCAGUAAGUGGGAUCUCGCUGUGUAGUUAUUUUUAUAGUAAAAAUUACCGUGCGUUUAUAUGGACAAGCAAGCUGGCCCGGUUGCCGAGAUCUCGCUUGAAGAGGCGAGAUCUCGCUUACCGGGAUGGAAAUGUCUCCAUAUAAACAUUCACAAGCGGGCUAGCCCGGUUGCCGGGAUGAAAGUUCAAAGAUACGGGCGCAAGCUAUUUUUAACUUACUGUCAAAACUAUAUCAGGUUUUGGCACAUCCCGGAAAGGGGAUGAAAUUUUCUCAUAUAAACACAAGUGAAAUUCAUCCCGCUUACCGGGCUGUCUUGCUAAGCGGGCCAGCCCGGCUUCCAUAUAAACAGGCCCUAAAGAUCGUAAUAUGCGUCUAAAAGUGUAUGAAUAUGUAACGUUCUAGCAAUUAAUUGAUUUCGUCAUGCAUCGCCGAGUAGUGUGUAAACUUAGAGAUUAUCUUCUAAUUAUAAUAUAGUCAUCCAC